Thyridium curvatum is the source of this 3201-nucleotide messenger RNA. RefSeq lists its product as uncharacterized. The coding region runs from base 1 to 3201 and encodes 1066 amino acids. The record is from RefSeq and is a predicted model, not a curated record. The transcript is spliced from 4 exons. Lineage: Eukaryota; Fungi; Ascomycota; Sordariomycetes; Thyridiales; Thyridiaceae.
AUGGACAAGAAAGCAGGCAUGGAGUCGCCAUAUCAAGCGAUCUUGACUACACCAAGCACACAUCCGUUGCACAAGCACAUCCCUCCGGUGCGGAGGUACCGCAAGGCCGCAUACAUCUCUCUCGCCUACAUCGUGCUCUUGGUGGUGCCGUGGGCUUUGACGUGCUGCCUUUGGUACCGUCCGGAUGCCAUCAUCCGUCCGCAGCGCCGCCACUUCUACGGAACUUGGACCCAGCAAGACUACGAUGAUGCAUGGACACGCUCCGCCGCAGCGACCAAGAUUGCAGCCGCGCUCAUCAACCUAACGGGUGUCCUCGGCAUCCCCGUCGUCGUGGCUCUCCUUGCUCGUGCUGCUGUCGUCGCCUCUAUGCGCCGCCGGCCGGGGCAGAAGCUCAACGCGCGCCAGCUCUUCUCACUAGCCGAUGGCCAUUGGUUCUCUCGCAAGCGAGACAAGCCCGUCAGUUGGUUUCUGCUCGGGCUUGCGUUAAUUGUCACACCUUCACUGCAGGGCGCUCUGCUAGAGACUGGGACCCGCGAGUUUCCACCACCCGUCGACGACGACGUAAGCUUCGACGUUGACACAGGCACCACGCUCGUUGGCUACGACCCGUCUCCGGCAGUUCUUGACGCACUGUCCCUGGCGCCGGUGCUCGCCACGCUCCGGCAAAAGCUAAUCAACGGGGGGAGAGAGGAGCUCCAGCGCUAUGUGUGGUUCUUUGGCCAGAGCCAACCGCGGGAACCUUUGCAGAGCCAGUCUGGCUACACCCUGCGAGAGAUCUUGACGAGAAUCAAUGGGAAUGGUGAAGGCGCGGACUUUGGCGUCUCCUCGGUGCCCUGGGGCGUGGAGACCGGCACAAGCCAGUAUCAUGCGCUGGGCAUGACCAGCUAUGCGACGUGUGCGCCGAUCGACAGGACGGCGUUUCCCGAGCCUUGCCCGGGACCACACCCGUUCACCACUCAGCUCGAUUUCCCGACCGCCGGCGGCCUGCGUGUAUGUGUCCCGGGUGACUUCUCUCGGGCGCUCUGGGAGAACAAUCUCAAGAAACAGGACGUUGAAGAAGAGCUCUUCGUUGAUGUCAGCUAUGGACCGACAAGUAGUUUGCAGAGGUUCACCACACGAUGCACAGCCAAGUCGAGUCGGGGCUACAUCAAAGUCGGUAGCGAAGGCAAGCCAACAAUACAGGCGGCGUUUGUGGACAGCCUCCCCGACCAGGAGCGUAGGAGGAUCUACAACCCAGCCAGCAAGAACAAGGAUCCCUCGAGCUACGUCCAGCCGAGCUACCCAGACCCGUUCAACUCGCUUCCGCUCAACGCCUCGGGCCCCCUGAUGAUGGCCUCGAUCGCCCUCUUCGGCAACCAGUCCAUCAUCGCCCUCGCCCGCAACCAGACGGCCGAGACCUUCGGCGACGCCCUCGUCCGCGCCUGCGAGGACGACAUGGUGCCCUUCUCGCGCCUCGGCGCCGCCUUCUCCGACUCGGCCCCGGCCAAGGCCUGCGCCGGGCUGGCGGCGGCGCGCUCCGGCCCCUCCUCCCCCGACAGCCGCCUGCUCUCGAGCAUGGCCUUCGAGGCCGUCAACGCCACCGUCGCGCCCUUCGCCGGCGACGCGCGCCGCGGCGCCUCGCUGCUCGACCUGGCGACGCUCUUCGCCAACGAGGCGUACCUGACCACCGCGGCCUCGGGCCAGGUCGGCGACGGCGCCGUCGUCAGCAGGAGCUUCGCGACGCCCGCGCGCGCCGUCUUCCGCCAGCCCGGCGUCCGCCUCUUCGUGCCGCGGAUGAGCACGGUCGCCCUCGCUGCGAUCAGCGCGCUGGUGGGCCUGCAGGUCGCGCUCAUCGCCGUGCUGCUGUGGUACGUGUACAGCGUGCCGACGUGGACGGAGCGGCUCGACGCGCUGGCCGUCGCGCGCCUGGCGCUGCAGAUGCCGGAGCUGUCGCCGCUGUCGCGCCUGGGUCUGUCCUGCGUCGACAAGGCCUGCCGGUCGCGGGGGCUCGAGCCGCUGGAGAGUGUCGACGCGCUGGUCGGCGUGGCGGUGGCGGCGGUGGGACCGGACCAGGAGAAGGGCGGGUACCGGUCCGAGACGGCUCCCACGACGAGCGGCGCAGCGUCGACAGGGGCACACACGAAGGAGGUCACGCUGGCAGUCGGAGGUGAAGGGAACCCGUUCAAUACCGGCCUGCAGGCCUCAGCACCCCUCAUCAGCCUCCCUCUCUCCCAUUCCCAUCCCUUCCACCUUGGCAAACGAAACAUCACCACUACCCCUUUCCACUCUUCACUCCGCACCCUUCCGCCCAAUAACCCAAAGGAACUCCGCCCCCUCCUCAUCCUCCAGAAUCUCAUGCGCGACGACCCGGAUCCCCAGCCCCUCCAUCCUGCGCACCGUCUCCCCCGCCCCGAGCCCGGCCCAGUACAUCCACCCUUUCUCCUGCCCCAGCCACUGCUCGUCAACGGCGCCCCGCACCUCCCCGGCCGAGAAGUUGGCCAGGAAGUAACCCCCGGGGCGCAGCCAACCGGCGACCCGGCCCAGCAGGGUCUCCUGCUCGGCGCGCGGCAGGUGGAUGACGCUGUAGAAGGCGAGCACGGCGUCGAAGGAGGCCGGCGGGAAGGACAGCGCCAUCAUGUCGCCCUCGAGCCAGGUGACCCUGUCGCCCGCACUCCCGACGUUGGCCCUGCCGAGGCGCACCUGCUCCGACGAGAGGUCGUUGGCCGUGACGCGCGCGCGCGGCAGGGCCGUCACCAGGUGCCGCGUGACGGGCACGCCGGCGCCGCACCCGAGCUCCAGGAACGAGAGCUCCCUCGACUUGCCGUCGUCACCGUCACCGUCACCGUCACCGGCGAGCAUGAGGUCGAGCAGCUUCUGCAGGUAGGCCAUGCGUUUCGGCGAGUGGUCGACCGUCCAGGCGUUGUACUCGACGGCGAUGGCGUCGUACGACUCCUUGAGGCGGGCCUUGAGGUCCUGCGGCGGCUCGGUGUUGUUGUUGCUGUUGGCGGCGGCGUCCGUCAUGUUUCGGAUUCCUGUCCCCGAGAUGACCCAGCGGGAAGCGGAGGUGCGUGUGCGGGCUGGGGGCUGCGGAAAGUCUGGUGUGAGCUUGUGAGUGACCAGUGGGGAUCAUUCGGCUCGAGUCUGGCUGUUUUUGCUGAUGAGGCUUUUGACUUACCUGACAAACCUGGGGAGGGCGAUGGACCGGCUUGUCUAUAUACCUAG